GUCCUUUCUUGCGUUAUGCUAGCAAUCGAAGUGGUGUCCGCGACUCGCAUUGUUUUGCACAAAUGUGGUAAAUUGUCAAACAGAUACACGCUAUUUCGUCGAAUUGACUUCUAAAGCAAUGUUGGUAAAGUAGCCGUUUGAAUUGCUUGGCUAAUCACGUUCUAACUGUCCCGGCAGGUUUGUUUUUGAACAUCAAAAAGGGUGUGUGUGUUUUUUUUUUGUUUUUUUUUCGGUUGGUUCGCGAUCAACACAGCUAGCGUACCGUUAGCGAAACAAACAAGCUAACGUCAAACCACCGCGUUCACAGCCCACUCCACCGCUCUGUGUAGUCCAUUUUCUAGCUGUCAGUGUUAACCAAAUUCAAUAGGAGGGAGGCGUUAAUGAGCAGCAAUGUCUGGCAUCGCUCUUAGCAGACUGUCCCAGGAACGCAAAGCCUGGAGGAAAGACCACCCUUUUGGAUUUGUCGCCGUACCCACUAAGAAUCCUGAUGGCACCAUGAAUCUGAUGAACUGGGAGUGUGCCAUCCCUGGGAAGAAAGGAACCUUGUGGGAGGGAGGCCUCUAUAAACUCAGAAUGCUGUUCAAAGAUGACUACCCUUCCUCACCACCCAAAUGCAAGUUUGAGCCACCCAUAUUCCACCCCAAUGUGUACCCGUCAGGAACCGUGUGUCUGUCCAUCCUGGAGGAGGACAAAGACUGGAGGCCUGCCAUCACCAUUAAACAGAUCCUGUUGGGCAUCCAGGAGCUGCUGAAUGAGCCCAACAUUCAAGACCCAGCACAAGCAGAGGCAUACACAAUUUACUGUCAGAACAGGAUGGACUAUGAGAAGCGGGUGAGGGCGCAGGCCAAGAAGUUUGCCCCCACAUAGAGCGGAGAGCUUGCCUUUCUCCCGCCCGAGCAGCCUGAACUGAUAUGGGUAAUGAACAGGAGGCGGGCAGCACCUGAAGGACCACUCCAAUAAGAAUCCGAUUUUCAUUGUGUUAUUUUACUAUCACACAGGAGCUGAGUGAACAAUAAAUGCCUGUUGAGGUCAUAUUGGUAACUUGUGUUCAAGAAUUGCAUGUUUAUGCAUUGUUAAUGCGUAAGUUAUGCUUCUAGAACUCCGCUGUCAACAUGACUUGCUAUUGAUCACUCAUAAUCCAUAUCUCUUGUUUUGCUAUGAGUCACUCAUGCCUCCAUUAAUAUGUCAUGCUUUUGUCUUGACAGAGCCAUGGAAAUUAGACUUCAUUUCAUUCUUUAUUUGUGUAGUGAAAGUCAGUUGUCACACAAGACGACCCUUUGACUUUUCCAGCCCCUUACCAUAUAGUGCUCUGAAAAGUCAUUUGCGUUUUGUCAUCUUAGAGUAUCUCAGAGGGUUUUGGCAGGUCUGAUGCAAUGUGGUUAAAAGCAGUAUCAGUAUGCCAGCUCUUUUUUUUUUUUUUUUUUUUUUUUUUUUUUUUUUUUUGAGUUAUCAGUCCUAUCUAUCAAGACUGGAUUGUCAGGACUGAAAUGCCAUCUCUCCAGUAAAGUGAUACAGUUUCUUUCAUUGCAGUCUGCACAGUGAAAAUCCAAUUCUGUGUUUUCAUUUCUGUAUUUAGAAAAAAAGAGCAUUGGUCUGCCCCAUACAGGUGAACAGAAAAGGCUUUACCUUGCAGUUUUAAUCAAAUCACCAAGCUCCAAAAGUAUUCAAGAUAGCGCUUCAUAAGUAAUGAGAUUUAUAGGGACAUAGUGCGACUUCCAAUCCCAAGCACCUCCUUCUUGUGUGCCCUCAUUUCCUCUUUCCUUCCCGAUCUUACACCCAUCACACCCUGCUUUCUCUAAAAGCAUCUUAACUCUGAAGAAUACUGUCGUUCCACUGAAGUUACCACAACUAAAAGACAAUCCUGGCCCUAAGAUAUUUUUUCUAAACCCAACCGUGAUUAGUUUUCUGGGUUGUAGUCAGCUCUGAAGGAUCUGAGGAUGCUCCAUACUGCUGUGAUCUUUGAGAAGGGAACUCUUCUCAAAUAGAAAGCUCCAGCAGUGCAUUUGGGUCAGGGCUCUGUUGCCCCCAGCCAUGCAUCGAUCAUUUUUCACCACAGUGGAACUACGUUUAUCUUUGUGCUAAGAAUCUUUGAGAAUCCAGCUGAGAGUGAUCGGUGAAUAUUUUGUCAGUCUGCUAUGAACCUAAUGCACAACCCAUACCAGUAUACAGUCUGCUUCCAGACAUGCUAGUACGAUUUUAACUGAGAGGCAAUUACAUAUUAAAAAUGACAAGAACCCUCGAUUUAUCUUUAUUUUGUUUCUAUUUUAGUUUUGUGGAAAAUUUAGAGGUGAUGUACUGUACAUAAAAUACAAUCUCCCUCAUUCACACAUUCAUACGACGCUUACAAGAUUAAAUAUAGAAAAUCUGAAAGCUCUUAAAUCUAUGUUAUUCCACUUGGUAAUGAACCUGAGCUGAAGGAUCCUCAUUGGAAUGGCCUCUCAACCAGCAAGGAAGACAGAUGAAAGUGCACUUGAGAAUGACGGAGGGCCUGUGAGUUUUUUUUUUUUUUUUUUUUUU
Molecule: messenger RNA, 2517 nt
Organism: Myripristis murdjan (pinecone soldierfish)
Lineage: Eukaryota; Metazoa; Chordata; Actinopteri; Holocentriformes; Holocentridae
Product: SUMO-conjugating enzyme UBC9-like
Exons: 7
Coding region: 391-867 (158 amino acids)
Source: RefSeq, a predicted model, not a curated record